This is a messenger RNA of Cajanus cajan (pigeon pea), 1807 nucleotides long. RefSeq names its product DNA-binding HORMA family protein (gene REV7). Gene Ontology annotation, cellular component: zeta DNA polymerase complex. Lineage: Eukaryota; Viridiplantae; Streptophyta; Magnoliopsida; Fabales; Fabaceae. The record is from RefSeq and is a predicted model, not a curated record.
AAGUGCAUUGUAGAACUGGUUUUGAUUUUGAACUUGGAAAAAAUAAAUGUGAUGGAGCGAAGACAGAAUCAAACUCCACAAGGCCAAAUAGCUAGGGUUUUGGUUGAAUUUUUGGAGGUGGCUAUUACUGAUGUCGUUUUUCUCAAAGGGGUUUAUCCUUCUGGUUGUUUUCUUUGUGGGUGUGGAAAAGGUGCCUUUGAGCGGAGAAGGUAUAUGAAUGUGGUGGUUCAAAGGGCUCGUCAUCCUCAGCUUAGAUAUUACAUACAUGCUACUGUUUCAGGGCUUCUACCCUUUAUAGAAAAGGGAAUGGUGGAAAGAGUAGCAGUUAUUUUCUUCAAUGCUGACAAUGUUCCAUUGGAAAAAUUCGUAUUCAAGCUUACAGUGAACCAAUCUUAUGGUUCAGAAGUGGAAGAGGUUGAUCUUGAGCUCUCUCUCAGAUCAUUUCUGAUCAAACUGUCAAACUCAGAAUCUCUUUCUAAAGGGAUUCCUCCUGAUAGCAGGUGGGAGAUAACUGCUUACUUUCGAUCCCUUCCAGAAACUGGUACAAGCAAGGAAGCAGACUUGUGGAUCCCAACUGACACAAAACAGUGGCAGCAGCCUCCACUUAUCACCCCUAUCAAGUCAAUGAGUAGUGAACCUCUGUGUUUGCAAUUGUACUUGGAGCAUCAAAGUUUAUCAGAAUCAUUGCUUUGAGAAGGGAACUCAAAGCCAAAGUACAUAUGUAAACAUGUAUGAAAAUCGCACUAUCUCUUUACACAUCUGUGUACACAUGCAAUGGUCAUGUUUUGUGGCUAGUGGUUGGAAAGCAUGUUUUCAACAUCUGUGGAAUAUUUGAAAGAACUGUUUACAAGCACUAGUGCUUUGGAUUGAACUCUUCCCAAUGAAAAAUUGCUUACCUUUUUUAUGUGAUUUGAAGGCGGGGAAGAUAGAGAGAAUUAUAGUAAUGUAUUCUAUGGAUGAUGGACAAUGUAAAAGCAUCAUGAUUAAUGGUGUCUGUUUUUAUCGGUCCAAAUGGUGUGGCUUGAACAUGCUGUAGAGCUCUUACUUUGGACACUUCAUGGUCACAUCUUUUCCUCAGCCAUUUUUUCUUGCUUAUUGGCAGACAUUAUUGCACAAUUUUCUCUCAUUUUCGAGGAUUUUUCUUGGUCUGCUGGCUUGGUCAACCAUAAGAUUUUUUUAUCAUAGUAGUUUCCUUUAGUUCCUCACCCUAUUAAUUCAAGUGGAGAAUCCAUGACCAUGGCCAACCCUAUUCAAUGUACUUGUCUUAGCCAUAAUCAGAAGAUUGGUAUUGUUUCAUAGUCUUGAACCUAUGUCUCUGGUUUACAUGACAAGAGGUAAACAUUGUAUCUAAGAGGUUAUGAUGUAAAACUGUAAUGACUUUCAUCUACAACACGCCCUUAAAAGUUUUCAAGAAAUUUUUAAUUACACAGCUGAAUUUUAUUAUGUUUAAGAUCUCAAUAUCCAAGCUUUAAAUUUAGUUGUCGUGAAUAGUAAUUAUAUUAGUAUAUUAAGGUUUCUUUAUAAUUGUGUUAUGAGUUAUGAACUUUGAGCAUUACUUUUUAAAAUGUUUGAGCUGAAUAAUGGUCCCUCUAAAUUAUCAACUCUUUGUUAAAGGCAUUAUUUCCCAUGUACCAAAAAGAAUAUCAAUGUACAAAAAAAAAAAAAGGCAUUCUUCCUAAAUAAUGGAAUGAAUGAAUAAACGAGUCCAUUCAAUGAAUCUAAAGUUGGGAUUUUCACACAAGGGUUCAAUAAUGAUAUUCAUCCUUAACUUACACACACACACACACAAAAAAAAAAAAAAAAAAAA